CGCCGCCGCCCGACGGCAGGAUGUUGUUUUGACGCGAGGCGUUGCCGCGCCGGGAGCAGCGCCGGGUGACACCGCGACAGCUGGCGCCGCCGGCCCGAGGUGGCGCCGCCCCUGCAGAUGUGAAAGAUGUCUGAAAAUUCCAGUGACAGUGAUUCAUCCUGCGGUUGGACUGUCAUCAAUCAUGAGGGGUCUGAUGUCGAGAUGGUGAAUUCUGAACACGGCCCAGCCCGUGACCGCUGUGAGCUCACACCAGAAUGUUCACCCUUAGAGCAAGAGGAGCCACAAGAAGUACAACUGGAGCAGGGAGAGAGCAGCCAACGUGGCCCAGAGUUAUCGGGGGACGCCGGCUACCCAGCACUGGAGGAAGUGAAGUCAGCUCUUGAGGGAGAGGAGGAAAAGUCUCUUGAAGAUCAUGUUUACUUCGGGACUGUUAGUGACGAUUCUGAUAUAGUGACCCUUGAGCCACCCAAGUUGGAAGAAGUAGGAGGUCAAGAAGAUGCUCCCAUCACUGAAGAAGCACCGAGUCUGCAGGACUUCCACAUGGGCUCCUCCUCCAGCAGCCAGUACACAUUCUGCCAGCCCGAAACGGAAAGGUGGUGGGGGAAGCUGUGGAAGAUUCCAGAAUGCAUAAGGGGCUGGGAUGACCGGCUGAAACACCAUGUUCCUAGCCAGCUCGCUUCCCCAGUAUUCUCAUCUCAGCCUAGUCAGGAUGAGUCCAGCAGCGAUGAGACCAGCCAUCAGCCCAGCCCUACCCUUCGACGGCGCCGGGCCAAGAAGAGGCCUCUUUCUGGCUCGGACUCUGAGGAGCAGCUACUUGCUGAGCAGGAAGCCGGUCCUCCCGAAGGCCCAUGCAGACGCCCGUUCAGCAGCGGCCUCAAUAAGUGUGUGAUACUUGCCCUGGUGAUCGCCGUCAGCAUGGGAUUUGGACAUUUCUACGGCACAAUUCAGGGUCAGAAGCAUCAGCAGUUAGCCAGAAAGAUUCAUGAAAGUGAACUGAAUUAUGUGAAGGAUUACCUUUCUCACUGUCAACAGGAACAAGAGUCUUUUACCGAUCAUAAGUCAUUGAAGAAAAAUCUUGCGAGGUGUUGGACCCUUACUGAAACAGAGAAGCUGUCCUUUGAAACUCAGAAGAAGAACCUUGAUACAGAAAACCAGCACUUAAGAAUGUCUCUGGAGAAGGCAGAAAAGGCUUUGUCUUCACUGCAGGAAGAGUUAAGGAAACUAAGGGAACAGAUUAGGGUACUAGAAGACAAAGGUACAGGCACAGAACUAGCCACAGAAAACCAGAAACUAAAGCAGCACUUGGAAGAAGAGAAGCUGAAAACACACAGCUUCCUUACUCAGAGGGAGACUCUGUUGGCAGAAGCAAAGAUACUUCGGAAGGAACUGGAACGGGAACGACUAGAAGCCAUGGCACUGAGAAUGGAACUGCAGCAGCUAAGCGCUAGUCAGUCAUACAUCAACCCAGACUCUCCUGGUGAAAAAAGGGAAAUAGAAAUCCUGCGGGAAAGACUCGUGGAGCUGGAGCGGAAGUUAAACUUUGAGCAGCAGCGUUCUGAUUUGUGGGAAAGGCUAUAUAUUGAGGCAAAAGAUCAAAACGGAAAGCAAGAAACUGAUGGAAAAAAGAAAGGAAGCAGAGGAAAAAACAACAGGACUAAAAACAAGUCAAAAGAAACAUUUCUGGGCUCAGUUAAGGAAACGUUUGACGCCAUGAAGAAUUCCACCAAAGAGUUUGUGAGGCAUCAUAAAGAAAAGAUCAAGCAGGCUAAAGAAGCUGUGAAAGAAAAUCUGAAAAAAUUCUCCGAUUCAGUGAAAUCCACUUUCAGGCACUUCAAAGACACCACCAGGAAUAUCUUCGAUGACAAAGGCAACAAAAGGCACAGCACUACGAAAGAGGAAGCAGCUGAGAAGCCAGCACGAGUUUUCAGAGCAUACUCCCACCCGCAGUAUAAGGCACGCACGCCAAGUCAUAACAGUAGAGGCCCUCAGAGUAGAGACGGAAGAAAAGAAAAACCAAUUCACUCGGAAGAAUUUGAGAAAAAUACGAAGUCACAGAAAUGCCGUGCUCAGCAUGACUGCAGUAAAAAUGAUAAUUCGUUUCGAAAGACCUGCUCUGGUGUGUUUGAAUGUGCUCGGCAGGAAUCCAUGAACCUCUUUAAUGUUAAGAUGCUGAAUCCCGUAACGAUAGAUGAGUUUAAACAGCUGAUUGAAAGGUAUCUACUGGAAAAACUGGAUGCCUUUAAUCACUGGGAAGAACUCCAUCAGUUCAUCGACAUGUUCUUCCUAAACGGUGUCUUUAUCCACGACCAGAAGCUCUUCACUGACUUUGUUAAUGAUGUGAAAGAUUACCUUAAGGACAUGAAGGAGUAUCAAGUAGAGGGCGACGGCGUGUUUGAGAAGCUGGAUGGCUAUAUAUAUAGACACUUCUUUGGUCACUCUUUCCCCCCUCCAUAUGGACCCAGUCGACCAGAUAAAAAGCAACGUAUGGUAAAUAUUGAAAACUCCAGGCCUCGAAAGCAAGAGCAGAAGCACCCUCAGCCCCAGCCUUAUAGAAGGGAAGGUAAAUGGCAUAAGUGUGGUCGCACCAACAGACGACACAUGGCGAACCUUGGAAUAGAGUUGGGGCAGUUACCUUUUGAUCCUAAGUACUGACCAUCAUGAUGAAGUUAAAUUAGAAAACUGUAACAUACCUGCUUUACUCGUAUGGAGUUGAAACUAAGAUGAAGUUAUCAAUGAUUUUAAAAAAUCAUUUCUAAGUGUCAGUUUGAUGACUUUCUCAUUACUCAGAAGCAUCAAACAAAAGCUUACUAACCUGCAUUUUCCUGUAGUUUAUUUAGCUUUGCUGAGUUUCUUUUGGCACUGGAAAUGUUCAGCUGUGGUUUUAUUAAGAAAGCCAGGCAUGCAGCAGACUUCCUUUCAGAGUGUGAACUUAACAGCAAGCUCAAAGUCAGACAUGACAAAGUGUAAUUAGUAGUAAUGUGUGUUAAGUUUGCUCUAGAGCUUGGAAAGAAUACAUUGUGGUGGAAUUUCAUCUUUACCAGUUUAUAUUCUUACACUUGCUUCUUGUCUUUUUGUGGGUUCGAGAGCCCCGUUGAUUUGUGAAGAAUUUGCUGUCUUCUUACGAACUUGCUGACUUGUUCUCUUGUGAAAUUUCAAGAAACAAUAAAACUACACCUACACCAUGAGGAAAACUAAA
Molecule: messenger RNA, 3196 nt
Organism: Erinaceus europaeus (western European hedgehog)
Lineage: Eukaryota; Metazoa; Chordata; Mammalia; Eulipotyphla; Erinaceidae
Gene: CCPG1
Product: cell cycle progression 1
Exons: 10
Coding region: 127-2652 (841 amino acids)
Cellular component (GO): membrane
Source: RefSeq, a predicted model, not a curated record